Molecule: messenger RNA, 462 nt
Organism: Arxiozyma heterogenica
Lineage: Eukaryota; Fungi; Ascomycota; Saccharomycetes; Saccharomycetales; Saccharomycetaceae
Exons: 1
Coding region: 1-462 (153 amino acids)
Source: RefSeq, a predicted model, not a curated record
AUGUAUUUAUUUAUUUUGUACUACUGCUCUUGUUUCAAAAUUUUCCAACCUUUUCUCGUCGUCUCUUUUUCUGUCCGUAAUUCAUUUUUGUCAUUAUACAUGAAUUUUAAGUUCUCUUCUCACAUCUUUCUCUUUGUUCCUUCCCUUUCUCACAGUGUCUUAUUUGAUGUUUUACAAAACUAUGAUUUUCCCUAUUUCAGCCACAAAGCGAGAAUGUAUUACUUUUUGUUUAGCAUGCUAUUACAACGUUUACCUUGUAUCAUAAUGGAGUUUAAAACUUCUCUCUACUCCUUUGUUCUGUCUAUAUUGUUCUUCUUCAUCUUACUAUUAUUAUUAUUAUUACUCUUCUAUUUUGUUUUUUCUUUCUUGCCAUUGGUCCAUAAAAUUUACACAGUACAAUAUUACUAUGAAAUCCUCUUUUUUUUUUCUCAUGUCCGUUAUAAUAAAACAACGAGAGACUAA